Messenger RNA from Zingiber officinale, 1208 nucleotides. RefSeq names its product ethylene-responsive transcription factor 3-like. Bases 266 to 895 code for a protein of 209 amino acids. Gene Ontology annotation, biological process: regulation of DNA-templated transcription. Lineage: Eukaryota; Viridiplantae; Streptophyta; Magnoliopsida; Zingiberales; Zingiberaceae. The record is from RefSeq and is a predicted model, not a curated record. The transcript has a single exon. Gene Ontology annotation, molecular function: DNA binding; DNA-binding transcription factor activity.
GGAGGAGGCCGGCGAAGAGGGGAGGGCGAGGCGAAGCGGAACGGCCAGCAGGUCGAGAUCGAGAGAGCUUGAGGCUCUAGGCGUCGGCGAUUGCGGCCCGAAAAGUCUAAAUAUUGUGAGAAGUCCUUCCAGAUUCGUCUUCUAAGUCCUUCCUCAUCUGCAUCUGCUUCUAGGCGGCGUUGAACUUAUCUGAGCUCGUCGGAUCGGAGAGAGAAGUUCAGUUUUUUUUAGACCAAUCUCAAUUUCGACGAUCUGAACACUGCUGAUGAGGAAGGGCCGCGCGCAUGUGGGGCGGCCGGCGGCAGCCGCGCCGACGGCGGUGGAGAUACGGUUCCGUGGCGUGAGAAAGCGGCCGUGGGGCCGGUUCGCGGCGGAGAUCCGCGACCCGUUGAAGAAGACGAGGGUCUGGCUCGGCACCUUUGAUUCUGCCGAGGACGCCGCCCGAGCUUACGAUGCUGCGGCCCUGGCCCUACGAGGUCCCAAGGCCAGGACUAAUUUCCCCUCCUCCGCGUCCACUUUCCUAAUUCCGCCUCUCCUCCCCUUGACGGCUUCCGGUCAUUUCCCUUAUCAUCACCAGCAUCACCAACCUUCGCCCCCUGCUCCGCGGCCGGCCUCUAGCAGCCACAGCAGCACCGUGGAGUCCUUCAGCGGGCCGAGGCUGCCCCCCUCCGCGUUUCCCAUCCGAGCGAGGCAAUCAAUGAGCAAGCGACAGGCCAAACCCCCUCCUCCACCGCGCGUGCUGAACGGCGACGGUGAUUUCCACAGCGACUGUGGAUCCUCCCCCAUCGUAGAUGAUGACGUCGGCGACGUCGUAUCAUGUUGUCGGAAGGCGCUGCCCUUUGAUCUCAACCUCCUUCCUGACGAAGACUUCCAGGACACAGUUCUCCACCUCUGAUGUGCGUUCUGUCCGCCGAGAGAAGAUACCAAAUAGAUUAAAAAAUUGUUUUUUUUUCUUCUCUCCUUAUGAUUUCCCAUAUCUUCUUUCACAAAUACAUUCGACUUAGGUUUUAAUACCUAGAUCUAAAUGUACGGGGUUGGAUUUGAGGUGUGAUAGCAAUUAUGAGGGGUAGGAUUAUGGAUCGGGUAGUAUUUUGAGACCAGAUUUGAGGUUUGUCUUGGAUCUGUUGCUCUUGUUUUCAUUAUUCAAUGUACAAACAAAUCUCUAUUCAAUUAAGAGAAAAAAAAAAUUGAAGAAGAAUCUAACUUUA